UUUCUGCCCAUUGUUUUUCUGAAGGAGCAAGUUUUUCUAUUUGUUUUUCCUCAACAAGCAUACAUCGUGUACUUUGGGGUUGAAUUUGGAAUUUUUUUUGGAAACCGAAUGACUAUUGUCUUACAUAAUCCAGAUUGAAUAAAUACAAUUAUCAAUUUAACAUAAAUCUGGGAUUUUCCAACUUCUCACCCACAAAGCGAGUAUAGACAUCUCUGGAGUUGCAGCCCCGUCAGAAUGCAUGGUGACCGGCAUCACACUGAGGAUAUUGAACGAAGUCCAGUAGAGCUGUUGCCCAGAAAUCCAUACUGUUCGAAUGAAGGAACCCACUGUGGUUGUAGAUUGCCCACGGGGACCCUCCAGCCGCAGUGGGUUACAGCAAAACCAUGGUCACUCUGGAAAACAUUUCUGGUGUGUCUCUUGGCCUGUCUAAUUGCCACAACACUUGUUGUUCUGGUCUUAUAUUUUGUCCACUUCAGCAAGCCCGUCAACAGUACAACCAUCAUCAUUCACGCAGAUGGAAAGUUGAAUCGUGUCACCUGCAUCCCUGGUUCUACCCCAUCUCCUGCCUUAUCAACCCUGCCUGGAUCUCCUACCCCUCUGCCCAACCAAAGCUCCCCCACCAAGGUAUCUCCAUCCCCCAUAGAGACCACUAAAACAACACUGGAGCAUGAAAUUAUCAUUGAAGAACAAAAAUGA
Molecule: messenger RNA, 696 nt
Organism: Enhydra lutris kenyoni (northern sea otter)
Lineage: Eukaryota; Metazoa; Chordata; Mammalia; Carnivora; Mustelidae
Product: dynactin-associated protein-like
Exons: 3
Coding region: 235-696 (153 amino acids)
Biological process (GO): activation of protein kinase B activity
Cellular component (GO): Golgi apparatus; plasma membrane
Source: RefSeq, a predicted model, not a curated record